GAGAACUUCAGCGCCGUAAUCGUAAUCAUUGUUUUGGUCGCUCGAUUCGAUUCGACAGAGGAGGGGCGGGCAUGAAGUGGUGGUUUCGGCGCCUUUUCGGCCCUUUCGACGCGUGAACGAGCAGCAUGUCGGGGGAGGACAGCAUGUGCAACCCGGUGCAGCGAAUGGCGCAGGACGCGUGCAAGCCGGGCGCGUCGGCACAGCGCGCCGAAAAGGAGCACCAACUCGCCACCAGCACCAUCUUCACGGAGCCGUCGGCCGGCGACGCCACCGCCCACGACUACAGCGGCUACGACAUCGUCAAGGCCACGCAGUAUGGCGCUUUGGAGCGUGUGCGCGAGCUGAUCGAAGGGGGCGUUGACGUGAACGCCGCGGACGGCGAGACGGUGACGCUGCUACACUGGGCGGCCAUUAACAACCGUCGCGAGUUGAUUCGCUACCUGAUCGGCGUGGGCGCCAUCGUGGACGCGGUGGGCGGCGAGCUGCAGUCGACGCCGCUCCACUGGGCCACGCGUCAGGGCCACCUCGGCUCCGUGGCGCUGCUGAUGCAAUAUGGCGCCGACCCGACGCUGCGCGACGGCGAGGGUUGCUCGUGCAUCCACCUGGCGGCGCAGUUCGGCUUCACCGCCGUCGUCGCCUACCUCGUCGCCAAGGGCGUCAACGUCAAUCUGCAGGACAAGGCUGGCAUGACGCCACUCAUGUGGAGCGUCUGCAAGAACCAAAACCUGGAUCCUACACGGCUGCUUCUGACAUUUGGUGCAUCCACGUCUGCGCAGGACAAACUAUACGGCAACACGGCAAUGCACUGCGCCGUUCUUGCCAAGAAUCCUAUAGCGAUGACGCUGCUCAUCGACCAUGGUGCUAGCAUCGACAUUCCUAACAACCAGGGCAUGACUCCGUACAGCCUUCUUGUGAUAAAUAAGGCUGCCAGCUGGAUGAACAACAAGACCAUGGAGAAGGUGCACGAGUUGGGCGGAGCCACGAGGCGUAACGCCUGUCACAGAGUCACUAGAGAUAAGAGGUUGCGCUUUUGGUGCAUGAUGGGCUCGCCAUUCUUCGCCUUUUACCUGGUGGGCGUGAUCCUGGAGCUGACGCUGCCGACGGCGGCCAAGCUGGGCGUGUUGAUGCUGCUCUUCGUGGCCUUCCACUUCGGCUCGAGCGUGGUGUUCGACGAGCGUCUGUCCAACAUCCUGCCGAUGGCCAUCUACCUGGCCACCAAGUUCUGGAUGUACCUGGUGUGGCUGCUGCGGCUGGCGGCCGUUCUCCCGGCCAUCGCCACAAUCGCUUUCCUCGCCUCCUCUCUAAUCCUCUGGUACGCCUACCUCAAGACCUGGCGCGGUGACCCUGGCGUCGUCGCCACCACCAUGGACCAGAAGUUCAGGGUGAUCAUCGAGCUUGCGGAGCGGGACGGAUUCGAGCCGCAAUGGUUCUGCAGCUCUUGCCUGGUGCGUCGGCCAAUCAGGUCGAAGCACUGCUCAGCGUGCAACCGGUGCGUGGCCAAGUUCGACCACCACUGUCCGUGGGUGAACAACUGCGUGGGCGCCAAGAACCACCGGCACUUCAUGCUCUUCCUAGUCAUGCUGCUGGUCAUGUGCGUCGCCAUGUUGGCUGGCUGCUGCGCCUAUUGGCACAUCACCUGCCCCCGCGCCGUCAACGAAUCGCUCCCCUCCUACGUGCUGACAGUCAUGGCCUGCGACACGUGGGUGGCCUGGAUCGCGGUGCACGCUGGCUUUCAUUCACUCUGGGUCUUAAUUCUGACCCUCUGCCAGGUUUACCAGAUCGUGGUGCUGGCGAUGACCACGAACGAGCGGAUAAACUGCGGCCGGUACAAGCAUUUCAAGUCGAAGCGUCGGAGUCCGUGGCACCGCGGCUUCUUCCAGAACGCGGUGGACUUCACGGGCGUGCGUCUGUGCGGGCUGCUGCGUCCCGACCGGACGGACUGGCUGGAGCAGUUCGAGUUCGAAGGGCAGGCGGACCAAGUGCCGCUGCUCGAAGCCAAGGACAAUUUUCAGUACAUUUGAAUGAAACACAGUGUAACAUUUCGGGGGGUAAGCACACGAGUUUUUAUUUUUCUAUUUAUUGAUUGUGUCCGAUUGGUUCAUGGUUGAGCGGCUGUCUUAAGUCUACUUACAUCGAAAACACUCGUACUCGCUACAGACGCGUGAGAAUUAGUUAAGCAGCAGCAGUAUUAUACACGUAAAUGAUACAUAAUCUUAAAGCAGUGCGAAAAACGGUAGGAAAAUAAAAUAAUAAUUUACACACACGAGACAGACAGAUACAGAUACAGCGAUAGAGAGAGAGAGUAAGAGAGGAGAAAGGCAAAAUUACAGAAGAAACGCGCACCUUCCGUCGUCGUAAACAACGUAAGAAAUAUCACAUUCGAGUGCAAAGGCCCUGAGUCAGGUCCUUUGGACGCGACAGAGCCGUGUCAAGUGGCGAUUUUAAAAUGAUUGAUUGAAGCAUGUCGGCCGAACGAAUAAAUCGAGAGAACAAACUUGA
This is a messenger RNA of Cloeon dipterum, 2499 nucleotides long. RefSeq names its product palmitoyltransferase Hip14 (gene Hip14). Gene Ontology annotation, biological process: protein palmitoylation. The coding region runs from base 126 to 2021 and encodes 631 amino acids. The transcript has 9 exons. Gene Ontology annotation, cellular component: Golgi membrane. Lineage: Eukaryota; Metazoa; Arthropoda; Insecta; Ephemeroptera; Baetidae. The record is from RefSeq and is a predicted model, not a curated record. Gene Ontology annotation, molecular function: palmitoyltransferase activity; protein binding.